AUGGAAUAUUAUUCGCAUUCUCAUGUUGACACGCGGAUUAUAUGGAGUCCUGAUCUUUCUUUCUUUCUUUCUUUCUUUCUUUCUUUCUUUCUUAAUUUUUUUGUUUGCUUCUUUCUUUCUUUCUUUCUUUCUUUCUUUCUUUCUUUCUUUCUUUCUUUCUUUUCUUUUCUUUCUUUCUUCAUAACUUUAUUCGCCCUUUGUUUGCUUCUUUCUUUCUUUCUUUUUCUUUCUUUCUUUCUUUCUUUUCUUUUCUUUUCUUUCUUUCUUCAUAACUCUAUUCGCCCUUUGUUUGCUUCUUUCUUUCUUUCUUUUUCUUUCUUUUCUUUCUUUCUUUCUUUCUUUCUUUCUUUCUUUCUUAAUUUUGCUUCUUCUUUCUUUCUUUUUACAUCAUUCUGCGAAUUUAUUUUUAUGUUUUAUUCUUUUCACUUUCUUUCUUGUUUCUUUCUAAACUCGUUCAUUUAUUUUACAUUUUCUCUACCCUUAUUCUCUUCCUUCUUUUCCACAUCUCCAUCUUUUAUCAUUUCCGUUCAAUCAUUUAUUUUCACAUUAUCCCUGGAAAGCAAGAAAUUCAUUGUAAUUUUCUCAGCUAAAUCCAACUAA
Molecule: messenger RNA, 600 nt
Organism: Acanthosepion pharaonis
Lineage: Eukaryota; Metazoa; Mollusca; Cephalopoda; Sepiida; Sepiidae
Source: the annotation of a GenBank genome assembly